Soboliphyme baturini is the source of this 375-nucleotide messenger RNA. Lineage: Eukaryota; Metazoa; Nematoda; Enoplea; Dioctophymatida; Soboliphymatidae. The record is from the annotation of a GenBank genome assembly.
AUGUAUUCCUACGGGAGUGGCAGAAAAUUUAUCCACGAGUUGCUGAUAGAUACCGGCUCUAUUUCCCUCCACUUGUGUCGCCAGUGUCAUUGCUCUAUCGCUGCCUGGCGUGUCAAGCGACAGGUAAAAAACCCAUGUAGUUGGUUUCGUGCGGAUCAGGCAGGCUUACGUCGGCGAAACCUCCUUGUUGACCAGUCGACGACUUGUCCGCUCGUCAGUGUCGCGCUCACCUGCACGCCCGACCCGACGUUCUUGCAGUUUCGUUUCUUCUGGCCGAGGAAAUGUGCCGGCAUCCGGCUUGAGGUCCAGUUCAUUGAACCAUCAUUAAAAACUAAGGGAAUGGUUGGACCACAGGAGCUGUGGAGAAAGAUCUAG